This is a messenger RNA of Bradysia coprophila, 1567 nucleotides long. RefSeq lists its product as uncharacterized. The record is from RefSeq and is a predicted model, not a curated record. NCBI's taxonomy places the organism in Eukaryota, Metazoa, Arthropoda, Insecta, Diptera, Sciaridae.
UUAGAGUUAUAUGAUUACGCCAUUAAUACGUGACCAGCCGCGCCAUAUUUUUAUUUUCAAUUAAGAAUUCACUUGCAAUUCUAUCAUUGAUUGACUUGACGUCGAAUUAAAUAUCGAAUAAUUAUUAUGGACAGUGCAAGUGCAUACAUGUAUGAAAUGUCAACACCCGAUCCUGAUGAAGUGCUGGACAAUGGAUUACUAUCAGAACAUCCAACGUUAAACGAUUAUUGUUGGUUGAUGAUAUUCAAGCAUCUUUCGAUAGGAGACUUAGCCAAUUUUCGAGCGAGUUUCAAAGAUCUUGCUACUGUAACGGACAUGGAAUUUAACAAAGUGACACACGGAUCUUUGCUAUUUGGAUUUGAUGACAACGAGAACAUGAUCGAAGUUAUAAAACAAUUCGGACAUCUCAUAAAAGAUUUGUGUUUCGACUACGACAAGCUGCGAGGAAUAACAUGGAAGGAAAUAUUCACGGCUAUGGGUGAAAAUUGCAACGACAAUUUGAAAAAGUUGAGUCUCGGUGGUCGAUCUCUGCUAUUCAUGAAAAAGGAAGACAUUUUGCCGAUUGAAAAUAUUUUGAAAAAUAUCGAGACACUGGAAUUUGAUAACGACGAUGACAGUCGACACCGGUUUCCCAAACAUUAUCUUCACAUUUUGUCACACUGUGAAAAGUUGCGAGAGCUAACUGUAAUUGGCGUUAUAGACAUCAAUUUGCACAAGACUUUGUUCGAAAAUAAUCGGAAUCUGUUGAAAUUGAAAUGGUUCGGUCCGAAAGAUAGUAGCGCUCUGAAAAACAUCGUCGACAAUUUGAUGCAUACCCGACUGGAAGAAUUCGCCAUAAGUUUCAUGCAUAUGACGCCGUUUAUGAGAAACUUUUCCGAAUUCCUGCGAUUGAGCCACUUGAAGCGAUUGAGCAUCGACUGCAAAUUUGUCGAUCUCACCGAUUUCCUUUCGGAUAUUGAUACUGUUGACAAUUCGUUAACAUUGCUGACACUAUCGUUUGCUCGUCUCGAUCACAAGAAUAUUGGAACAUUGGGCCGCAUCAAACGACUCAAGGUUAUUAAACUUUGUGACGACUGUAUAAUGGCAACCACAUCGUACAUCAUAUCGUUGCAGAUUUUGUGUGGAAACAGAAACGUCGAACAUCUUUUGAUAUUUUGCUGCGAUAAAAUUGGCGCCAUUGACGAAACGAAUUUCCUCAAAAUUGUCGAUAUUCGCAAGCGAAUAGGCGCUGAAAAUUGUUUGCAUCUGACGUUGAGCAGAGACAUUUAUAAUACUAGCUUAAAAGCUAUUCCGUCUGAGUUGCUUGAGGCAAAUAAAGACGUUCUGAAGUUGAUCGACGAAUAUGACAGCGAUUAUGAGUACAAUGAUCUCGAUGAUUUCUAAUCGAUUAAUUCCAUUUCACGUUUUUGUUUUACUUUUUUUUGUUUAAUCUAGAUUUUGAAGUUAAAUAUUUUCAAGACAUUACCUUUUCUGGUAUAAUAUGCGUUUGUUUCGAAAAUAAUUUGCGUUUAACAAGCUGAAUCUUUGUAUACGAACGUUAUGAAUACAAGUUACGUUUUUCACAAAC